Molecule: messenger RNA, 834 nt
Organism: Miscanthus lutarioriparius
Lineage: Eukaryota; Viridiplantae; Streptophyta; Magnoliopsida; Poales; Poaceae
Source: the annotation of a GenBank genome assembly
AUGGCGAGCAGCAACGUCUCCACCGUCUACAUCUCUGUCAUUGAUGACGUCAUCUCCAAGGUCCGCGAGGAUUUCAUCACCUACGGAGUCGGCGACGCCGUCCUAAACGAGCUCCAGGCUCUCUGGGAGAUGAAAAUGCUGCACUGUGGCGCGAUCUCGGGGAACAUAGACCGAACCAAGGCGGCUGCCGCGUCCGCCGGAGGCACCACCGGCACGACACCGCCCGUGCACGACCUCAACGUGCCGUACGAGGCCACAUCCGAGGAGUACGCCACCCCGACCGCUGACAUGUUGUUCCCGCCGACACCAUUGCAGACCCCAAUCCAGACUCCUCUGCCAGGGACAGACUCAGCGAUGUACAACAUACCCACCGGCCCUUCCGAUUAUGCCCCAUCACCGAUCAGUGAUAUCAGGAACGGGAUGGCGAUAAAUGGGGCAGACCCAAAAGCUGGCCGUCCAAGUCCCCACAUGCCACCACCUUCCCCAUGGAUGAAUCAGAGGCCUCUGGGUGUUGAUGUGAAUGUCGCUUAUGUGGAAGGCCGUGAAGAUCCUGACAGGGGCGUGCAGCCUCUGCCACUGACUCAGGAUUUUUUGAUGAUGUCUUCUGGAAAACGCAAGAGGGAUGAGUAUCCUGGUCAGCUCCCUUCUGGUUCUUUUGUACCACAGCAAGAUGGAAGUGCUGAUCAGAUAGUAGAAUUUGUUGUGUCAAAGGAAAAUGCAAACCAACUUUGGAGUUCCAUCAUCAACAAGCUUGAAACACCCACCAAGACAAUCACUCCAGUUAUUCCGCAGUGUGAUGGGAUUCAAGAUGACUACAAUGAUGUAUUAUUCUAA